UUGAAGUAAAAUGCAGUUCCUACAAAGUGAACACAUAUCAAGAUAAAUGAUUAUGACAUCUAACGGUCCUGCCCGCGCAAACAUUCGAAAAGGAAAUACUGUCAUGCUUCAAUGGUUAAUUUAUAUACUUUUAUUUGGAGUUUCCACAUGUUUCUCUGAUGUGGAACCUGGGCCCGGUGGGACGCCAGUUCAGAUUAAUAGUGAUAAGUUCAAGAUCGAAGGCCGUGCAAUUGUUCCAGGAGUUAAACCACAGGAUUGGAUUUCUGCAGCUCGUGUGCUAGUUGACGGCGAGGAACACGUUGGCUUUUUCAGACAGGAUGGAAGUUUUGCAGUCAGUGACGUUCCAUCCGGAUCAUAUGUGGUGGAAAUUGUAUCCCCAUCCUACAGAUUUGAACCUGUCCGUGUAGACAUUACAUCCAUAGGAAAAAUGAGGGCCCGCAUUGUUAAUUAUAUCAAGACGUUUGAGGUGGUGCGGUUGCCAUAUCCUCUCCAAAUGAGGAGCACCGGCAAACACGCUUACUUUGUGAGGCGUGAGAGUUGGGGCUGGACAGAUUUCCUCAUGAACCCAGUGGUGAUAAUGAUGGUUCUUCCUCUGGUGAUAAUUCUGCUUCUUCCUAAAGUCGUCAACACAAAUGACCCGGAAAUGAGAAGGGAAAUGGAGCAGUCUAUGAACAUGCUUAACCCCAACCACGAGCUUCCGGACGUUUCCGAGUUCAUGACUAAGCUCUUUUCAUCCAAGACUCCCGGAAAGCCAGGAGGUGGGGGACGAGGUCCCAGGGGUGGUCCCCAGAGGAGGAAAUAGCGUUUACGUGUCAUGCGCCUGACAGAUAUUGUUACCACAAACAUUGUUUCUUCAAUGUAGCAAUUAGGCACUUUAGUAUGUCAAAGAGUCAAUAACUGAACAAAACUGAAAUCUGCAAAUCUGUGCAGUAACCUCUCUCUGUGCCUUUGAAUCGUUGCUUUUGUAAAGUUGUUUUGCUGAUUAAUUUGUCAUUUGUCAAGCUAAGGAUUUUCAACCGGACCUCUUGUUAUGGUUCUGUCUGACAGCGGUUCAUUGUGUGUUGAAGAAAAUCUGCCUUUGUGUGCAUUAAGUUAUUUUGUGCCUUCUGUAAUUUCUCAGCAAGCUUUUCCUACCAUGCUGGUAGAUUUGUCAUGAUGAUGGCCUCCGUGUCUCCUUAAGCGAGAGCUUACGUUUGUGAAUGAGUGGGUUUUUGCUUGCCUGCAAUAAAAUAUCUGUCAUUUAUUGGUGAAUUAUUAAACAAAGUUUAUCAACACAAGCAGAUCUAAC
Molecule: messenger RNA, 1288 nt
Organism: Chanos chanos (milkfish)
Lineage: Eukaryota; Metazoa; Chordata; Actinopteri; Gonorynchiformes; Chanidae
Gene: emc7a
Product: ER membrane protein complex subunit 7a
Exons: 5
Coding region: 47-802 (251 amino acids)
Cellular component (GO): EMC complex
Molecular function (GO): carbohydrate binding
Source: RefSeq, a predicted model, not a curated record